AUGGACCCCGCUAAGGUGAAAGUAAUACAGGAAUGGCAGGCCCCUACUAAUAUAAGAGAAGUCCGACAGUUCCUAGGGUUCGCCAACUUUUACCGACAGUUCAUCCGAAACUACUCUGAGAUAGUCCGACCGUUGACUAACCUCACACACCGUGGUACUCUCUUUACAUGGAAUGACCAAUCUGACAAAGCCUUUAAAGAUCUAAAAAGCCUUUUUAUCACUGAGCCUGCUCUAGUCGCCUUUGACCCUACGCGGAAAACAAUAGUGGAGACUGAUUCUUCAGGAUACGCCAAUGGAGGAACGCUUUCCCAAUAUGACAACGAAGGACGGCUCCGAACCUGCGCCUACUACUCACGGAAGCUGAACCCAGUGGAAUGUAACUAUAAGAUCCAUGAUAAAGAGCUACUUGCUAUUAUUGACUGCAUGAAGCAAUGGGAAGCUGAACUAAUGUCCCUGGACGGCUCCUUCACGGUGGUGACUGACUAUAAGAACCUACGCUACUUCAAUACAAUCCGAAGGCUAAGUGAACGACAGAUGCGCUGGCAAAUACUCCUUUCCCGAUUCCAAUAUGAACUUGUUUAUCGCCCAGGCGCACAAGCCUUCCAACCUGACGCCCUCUCCCGAAGACCACAGGAUAUGCCACAGGACUAUAAUGAUGACCGUCUUACUUAUCGAGACCGGAUCCUUAUACCACUAAAUAUACAAGCCUGCCCUGUUGAGGUUCUGAGAGAAGCUAUCCCAAAGCUAGAUACCCUCUGGCAACAAGCAGAGGCACAGGAUAAGAUAUAUGACCGCAUACGCCGUGCUGUAUCUGAUAAGCUACGAACAUUCCCUAGAGAACUAGGCCUUAAAGUUACUAUAUCCGAUUGCAAGACCGACGAACAAGGACGGCUUUACCAUCGAGGCCGACGAUGGGUCCCUGAAUAUGAGCCGCUACGAACUAAGAUCAUACAGCAAAGCCACGACUCACUACUCUCAGGACACCCAGGACAUAACGGGACAAGUGCUAUAGUAGGACGAGCAUUCUUCUGGCCUCAUAUACACCAGGAUGUCCGACGGUUCACGAGUAACUGCGACAAAUGUGGCGCGAACACCAUCUGGAGAGAACGGCGACAAGGAUUAUUAAAGCCACUACCAAUCCCUGAAAGGAAAUGGCGUCAAAUAAGCACUGAUUUUAUCGACAAGCUCCCUGAAUGUGGUGGAUAUACGAACCUUAUGGUUAUCGUGGAUCGGCUCUGUAAAGGUGUUAUCUUAAUCCCCUUAAAAACCUCUCCGCUGAAACAGUAG
This is a messenger RNA of Talaromyces marneffei, 1287 nucleotides long. RefSeq lists its product as uncharacterized. Bases 1 to 1287 code for a protein of 428 amino acids. The transcript has a single exon. The record is from RefSeq and is a predicted model, not a curated record. Lineage: Eukaryota; Fungi; Ascomycota; Eurotiomycetes; Eurotiales; Trichocomaceae.